This is a messenger RNA of Guillardia theta CCMP2712, 2413 nucleotides long. RefSeq lists its product as hypothetical. Gene Ontology annotation, biological process: protein phosphorylation. Bases 111 to 2363 code for a protein of 750 amino acids. Gene Ontology annotation, molecular function: ATP binding; protein kinase activity. The transcript has 18 exons. NCBI's taxonomy places the organism in Eukaryota, Cryptophyceae, Pyrenomonadales, Geminigeraceae. The record is from RefSeq and is a predicted model, not a curated record.
AGGCCUCGAAGUCGAGUUCGCUGACUUGUGGACAAUCAUCUUGCUCUGAAACAGAGGCCUUGUUGCUCAUCAACCAAUACGAGAGUCCCUGAAGUUCCUGCACGAGUAGAAUGCAGUGGCUCAGUUCAGCUUUAUCCAAGGCUCCUCCCAUCAAGGCAGAGAUUCUGGAUGCAGGCACAGAACUCAAAGGAGGGAGGAUCCUGUGGAAGAUCCAUGAAGGGAAGCUCAAGGAAAACGGCGCUCAAGUCUCAGUGUUCUCCUGGGAGAUGACCGCGAACUCGUCGGACAGCGAGCUGGCGGCUGCAAAGAAUGCUCUUAGGAGGAUCAAGACCUGCAGGCACCCCCACGUGCUCCAGUACAUCGAUGGUCACGACCCUGGGGAUUCGGCUAAGGCCGGCUCCAAGGUGUUGAUCGUGACGGAGCAUGUGAAGCUGCUAGACACGUCGACGUUCCAGGAGCAUGCGUCUCAGAACAAGGAAGGGAUCGUGUGGGGGCUCUAUGGAGUGGCAAACGCGAUCCAAUUCAUCAACGAGGAUUGCAAGCUGAUCCAUGGCAACGUUCACCGGGGGAGCAUCUUCGUGAGCAAAUGCGGCGACUGGAAGCUGGGAGGCUUUGAUCUGUGUGGAGAAGCGAACGAUUCCAACUCCAUCUUCCGAAGGUGCGAGCAGUUCCGAGUGAAGAGAAUCCUGCCCCCGGAAGUCGCCAAGGGGAACUGGGAGUCGCUACAGGAGGCAGGCUAUGCGGUGGACACCUGGUCUUUCGGAUGCUUGAUCCAUGAGGUGUACAACGGCAUGCUGGCCCGACCCGAGGAUCUCAAGAACACAACGCAACUACCCCAGGAGGCCAUUCCCUUGUAUCAGAGCACGCUGAAAGCCGUUCCCGACCGACGACCCCGAGGGAGUCAGAUGCUGACGAGUCCCUUCUUCAAGUCUCGGAUGGUACAAGUGAACAAAAGUCUCACAGAGCUGGCUCUCAUGGAUUCCGCGCAAAAGGAGGAUUUCUUCUUGAAGUUGUCCGAGAGCCUCGACCUCCUGCCUGACUGCUUCCUUCGAUUCAAACUUCUUCCUGAACUUCUCAAAGCUGUUGAAUUCGGAGGUGCAGGAACGGCAGCCAUCGCUCCUAUGCUCAAAAUUGGCCAGAGAAUGACGGCAGAAGAAUUCGGGAAGGAGAUUGUGCCGGGUGUCGUGCGAUGCUUCGGCUCUCAGGACAGAGCGACGAGGAUCGGGCUCCUGCAGAACCUGCACACGUUUGCUGAGCAUCUGACUCCCAGUGCGCCGGCUCUGGUGGAGAAGGACAUUUUCCCUCAGAUCUCUUCUGGCUUCACCGAUAGCGUGUUGAGGUCCAUCGCGCAGCUCCAACAGGAUCCCGAGGGGUCGAUCAGAUGCAACACGACGAUCUGCCUGGGCAAGAUUUCGGCCAACCUCACCCCCUCCACCAGAGACAAGAUCCUCUUGCCGGCCUUCAACCGCGCUCUUCACGAUCCCUUCCCGCCUGCUCGCCUCGCUGCUCUCAUGUCACUUGCCGUUACGAUGGAGUUCUAUACUGCCCAGGAUAUCGCUCGUAAGGUGCUCCCUGCCGUCGGGAUGUUGACGGUGGACCCUCAGAAGGACGUGCGGGAUCAGGCCUUGACGUGCCUGCAAGGAGCAGUCAGCCGGCUCGCGGCUGAGAGCUCCAAGAUGUCCGAUGACCUGGCGCUGCAGGGCGGAGGGCCAGUCACCUCCCCAGUGAUGAACGAGGCUGGAGUGAUGAGCUGGGCAGCAACGGCUGCGGCCUCGACCCUGACCAAGAAGAUCUGGGGGAGCAUCGACAGCGCGGAGACGAAGGCGAGCUCGAGCAACAAGUCGCCGGCGCAGCCGAACAAGGAGGAGAAGGGAGGAGGGCAGGAGAAGCACGCGGACAGCAACAAAGACACGUUCGCGGACUGGGAGGACGACAAGGCAGGGACAAGCUCGGGAUGGGAUGACGGGAUGCUCGACGACGGGCUGGAUGAACCCUUCGAUGUCCCUCAGCCCCCGGCCAAGGGUGGGAAGCCGCAGGGCAAGGCUGGAGGGAAAGCGCAGCAAGACGACUGGGGAGCUCUGAUUGACGAUGUUCCAACGAGCACGAAGCUGGAGGCAGUCAAGAGUAAAAUGUCAGCUGGGAAGAGCUCGGGGGGUGCAAAGGCGGAUGACUGGAGCUCUCUACUCGAUGACAAGCCCGGGAAGGGAGCGGGGAAGGCUGCGACCAAGACGUCAGACGAUGACUUUGAGUCUCUGUUUGACACGAGCAAGAACCUAGGCGCGAAGAAGAAGCCGGGCGCGAAGCUUGGAGGAGCCAAGGUUGUCAAGAAGUCAGAUGAUCUGCUAGACUGGGAGGAGUGGUGAGCUACAUGUUUGCAUCACAUCUAUUCUUUCAUUAAAGUCUUGUUCUCAUC